AUGGAUGAGGAGGCGAAGAGGAUGAACAUGGAAGGGUAUAGAAGGGAUAAGAAGGAGGCGAAGUUAGCGGUUACUAUGGCUGAGACUGGGCAUUUGUAUGAAGAGCAUGGGGCCAAAGGCGGGGAUAAGAAGCUAUACAGGUUAGCCAAGGUGAGAGAGAGGAAGGCCCGUGAUCUGGAUCAAGUUAAGUGUAUCAAAGACGAGGAAGAGGGUGAUAGGUACAUUGUGCUGGGCGACUUGGAGCACUCCGAGAUGCACCGGGAUUUCGGGACGAAGAAGAUGUCCGAUGAUUGGAGGUGGAGUACAAUGAUUCUUCUGUAUAAAAACAAGGGUGAUAUCCAAAGUUGUAAUAAUUUUAGGGGGAUUAAGCUGCUAAGCCAUACUAUGAAAGUUUGGGAGAGGGUGGUUGAAGUGAGGGUGAGGACUAGUGUGUCCAUUUCUGAGAACCAAAUUGGUUUCAUGCCGGGGCGUUCGACUAUGGAAGCCAUUCACAUUAUGAAGAGAUUGGUGGAACGGUAUAGGGAGAUGAAGAAGGACUUGCACAUGGUGUUCAUUGACCUAGAGAAAGCAUAUGACAAAGUCCCAAGAGAGGUGGUUCCACAACAGGCGGCAUCGAUCAUUGCUAGUAGUGCACCCUCUUCUCAGCUGACUUG
This is a messenger RNA of Nicotiana tabacum (common tobacco), 653 nucleotides long. NCBI's taxonomy places the organism in Eukaryota, Viridiplantae, Streptophyta, Magnoliopsida, Solanales, Solanaceae. The record is from RefSeq and is a predicted model, not a curated record.